AUGAACCUGCCUUGGUCCUAUGAUGGCUAUUCCCCCGUUGAUACAACGCUGUUGGACAUGCACCAUGGCACGCUGGAACAUUGGAGGCGAGCCAUCACCGAGAUUCACAACCGUGAUAUGUAUGUCAUCCUGGAUAAUACACUAGCAACCUUGAGUAACUUGAUCGGUUUCAAGGGGCACCUCAAUGAUUCAGCACACUUUCAGACCGAUGAAUAUGAGGCCCAGUGGGUCACAGAUCAUCGGUAUGCCAACUUUAAAUUCGGCAAUGAGUUCAACAGUUCUUGCGACUACCCCAAAUUUUGGAACGAGACUGGCAUUCCAUUGACAUCUGGUGGUGUUGAAGACCUGAAGGGUUGCUACAAUAGUGAUUUCGACCAGCAUGGGGAGCUGGAGGCAUUUGGCAAUUUCCCCGACUGGCAGCGCCAACUCACUAAGUUCGCCUCUGUGCAAGACCGGUUGCGCGAAUGGCAUAAGCCAGUGCGCGAUAUCAUCACCAAGCACUAUUGCAUACAAAUCGCUAGUCUGGAUAUAGAUGGUUUCCGGUAUGAUAAAGCGGUGCAGGCAACCCUUGAGCCUCUGGCUGAUAUAUCCACUGCCUUCCGCGACUGUGCAAAGAAACAUGGCAAGCAUAACUUCUUCCUCCCUGGCGAAAUAACAUCUGGCAAUACCUUUGGCAGUCUCUACCUUAACCGUGGCCGCCAGCCAAAUCAGCGUCCUCACACCGCUGCCGCUGCUGUUCAGCUAAAGAACAAUUCAGACCCUCAGUACUUCCUUAGAGAAGACGGUCACCAGGCAGUAGAUGCAGUUGCGUUUCACUAUACCAUCUAUCGUUCGAUGACCCGGUUUCUGGGAAUGGACGGCAACCUUGUUGCCGGCUUCGACUUGCCCACGGAUUUUAUCGAGGCGUGGAAUCAAAUGCUUGUAACUAAUGAUCUCUUGAAUCCAUCCACCGGUGAACUGGAUCCAAGACAUAUGUACGGCGUGUCAAACCAGGAUAAUUUCCGCUGGCCAGCUAUCAAAAACGGCACUGAGAAAUACCUGCUAGGUCUUUUUAUUGUCACGCUGGUGCUUCCUGGCAUCCCCCUCAUUAUGUGGGGAGAGGAGCAGGAGAUGUACGUUUUCGAUGCCACUGCAACUAAUUACUUGUUUGGUCGGCAGCCGUUGACAUACCAGACCGCAUGGUGGACACAUGGCUGCUGGAACUUGAAUACAACAAAAUUCUUCGACUUUCCCAAUGAACGGGGGCUGUACGGCUGUCACGACAUCAAUGUCACUUAUGACCAGCGCAACCCCGCCCACCCUGUUCGCAAUAUCAUGAAGCGCAUGUUCGAAAUCCGGGAGCAAUAUCCGGUGGCUAAUGACGGUAUCUACCUUCAGACCUUGUCUCAAGUUACCAAAGAUGUCUAUCUUCCCGGUUCAUCGGACACGCCGACAGUGACCGGGCUGUGGUCAGUGCUGCGAAGCUACCCCCCAGGAGCCCAAAGGGAGACAGAAUCCAAAGGCAACAGCAGCCUCUGGCUUGUGUAUCAUAAUGACAACAAGACCGUGACCUACAGUGGUGACUGCAAAGACCAAAAGCGUGCGAUAUUGGCACCCUACCAGCCCCGGACCAAACUGAAGAAUCUCUUUUACCCUUACGACGAACUCUCAUUGCAGGACGGUCCUGGGGAGGCCGACGUCCAGGGCAACAGCGAAAACUACGGAUGCGUUCAUAAUAUGACCCUUCUUCCAUGGGGAUACCGUGCCUACGUGGAGGCGGACAGCUUCAAUGAGCCCAGUCCAACCAUCACCGACUUUCUCCCCGGCCACGACGCACGCUUGUUGGCCUCCGAGGACACGGGCGAAACCGUUGAAAUCCAGCUUGGGUAUUCAAAAGAGAUGGACUGUAACAGCAUUGAGCAAUCCAUCGCCCUAGGCUCUACUACGCAGACGGGCAUCACACCAAGCCUUGAUACCGCCAGCAUUAACUGCACCAAGGUCACCCCACAGGCGGGCAGUCAUGACCGCGCCGGGGGGGUUCCCACGGUCUGGAUAUGGUCCGCCAAGCUGAGAAACGUCCAUCAUGGUGUCCACCAGCUGACCGUUAAGAACGUUUCGACGACAUCCGGGGUCCGAACCAAUGCCGUCGACAAGUUUCUGUUCCGGAUGGGGACCUUAACAAACCCACUGAUCACCCCACUCGCCAACUAUUCCUCUAGCCUUGUACAUAAAUCGGCCAACGGCAGUAUCUACAUCCAGCAUGAGGCGGCCGGGGCUGACCAGUUCCGCUACUCGACAAACUUUGGGCGCACAUGGUCGAACUGGACGGCGUGUACCGCUGGCAACACAACGGUUGAGGUUGCUCCUUGGACAGGCACAGACACUCAGAAGUGGAAGGGAACCCACGUCCGCGUCCAGUAUUUCUCGCGGCUCACCGGCAGCAGCGACUAUAUCCAAGAGGGUGACUAUGGUUGGGAGGACGGUGUACCGCGGAGGUUCCCUCACCUGUGGUGGAAUGGCCCAUACAACCAGUACGGGUACGAUGCAGGAUUGGAUAACAGUAUGAGGUACGACACCAAGGAGCGCCGCUGGAAGUACAAUUUCUUGUCCGAGUGGCCAUCCGUCGCCCAGAUCAGUGUCUGGGGAGUCGGUCCGGGUGGAAUACUAGACCCGACAGAGGUCUACGGCGAUGUAGACAACUCGUCUGUUAUUAAGAAGCUCCCUCCUUCCUAUCUCUCGUCCAACUUGAUCAAUAUCACCACGCCACCUCGGCCCCCCUACCUUGGCUGGGCCAUCUCCCUGAAUGACGCUAACCUUCGAUACCAAAUGACUCCCGUCGGGUCAGGAUGGACCCAACUUGUCCUCUUCAUAUUCUUGUGGGUUCUCCCCAUUCUGAUGGGGCUUAUCGGGGCAUUUGUUUUUAAGAGAACGUUCUACCGCAUCAAGUUGAACACAAAUGGUAUUAAGACCAAGGACGGUAAACGGCUGCCGCUCUGGAGCAAGGUCAAGGGAUUUUUCGCAGGGUAUGAUGGCUCAGAAAUGGCGAUAUCCAACCAGCACGCGCUGCCGGACAAGGAUACCGCGGGCGUUCUCGAGCAACGACGUACAGUGUUGAUUGCCACCAUGGAAUAUAACAUUGAGGAUUGGAAAAUCAAAGUCAAGAUCGGCGGCCUGGGAGUCAUGGCACAACUCAUGUCUCAGCACCUUGGGCACCAGAACCUUGUCUGGGUAGUCCCUUGUGUUGGAGACAUUGAGUAUCCUAAAGAUACCGCAGCAGAACCUAUAGUGGUUACCAUCCUUGAAAAGCCCUAUCUAGUGAGCCUACAGUACCAUAUUAUGGAUAAUAUCACUUAUGCCCUGCUCGACGCCCCCGUCUUCCGGCAGCAGACGAAGGCAGAGCCUUACCCAGCUCGGAUGGACGAUCUUGACAGCGCGAUCUACUAUUCGGCUUGGAACCAGUGUAUUGCAGAAAUAAUCAAGCGAUUUCCUUCGAUCCAUCUCUAUCACAUCAAUGAUUUCCAUGGGUGCCUGGCUCCACUUUACCUGUUGCCGACGCGAACCAUCCCAGUGUGCCUAUCGCUGCACAAUGCGGAAUUCCAGGGUCGUUGGCCGUUACGGACACAACAGGAGAAGCAGGAGGUCUGCUCAGUCUUCAACCUACCUGUGAAAACUGCGACCAAUUACUGCCAGUUUGGAAACGUGUUUAAUCUUCUGUAUACAGGUGCAAGCUAUCUUCGGUUUCAUCAACGCGGUUUCGGCGCCGUAGGCGUGUCUGAAAAGUAUGGGAAGCGCUCAUGGGCUCGGUAUCCGAUCUUCUGGAGCCUUAGAAAAGUCGGCAGUCUUCCAAAUCCAGAUCCCUCCGACACUGGUGCUGUCGGCGAUAACACAGACAUGAAUAUCUCCCUUCCGCGUCGCGAGGAACGGAUCAACGACAAGCUGCAGGCGCAGGGAUGGGCUGGUCUAAAGGAAGACCCCAAUUCCGACCUCCUAGUCUUUGUAGGCCGGUGGUCGAAGCAAAAAGGGGUCGAUUUAAUUGCGGAUGUUAUGCCGGAGAUAUUAUCUGCCAGACCCCAGGCGCAGUUCAUCUGCGUUGGGCCCAUCAUCGACCUUUACGGCAAGCUGGCUGCGAGCAAGUUCGAGCGGAUCAUGGCCAUGUUUCCCGGGCGUGUCUUCUCCAAGCCAGAGUUCACCGUGUUGCCUCCAUAUGUAUUUUCUGGCGCUGACUUCACUCUAAUCCCGUCCCGGGAUGAACCUUUUGGCCUGGUUGCGGUUGAGUUUGGCCGUAAGGGUGCGCUGGGCAUUGGUUCUCGCAUUGGAGGCCUUGGCCAAAUGCCCGGUUGGUGGUAUACUGUGGAAUCCGACGCGACUCGCCAUCUAUUGUACCAGCUAGAGACCGCAAUCAAAUCCGCGUUGGACUCGGCUCAAGAGGCUCGCGAAGAGAUGCGCAUGGUUUCUGCCAGGCAGCGGUUCCCUGUCCUGGAAUGGAUCCGGAAACUGGAAGCCCUGCAAAGGUCAGCCAUCGAGAUCCAACACGCAAACAACAGAGGAGCACUUGCUGGGCCCAUAUCAGACGCAAAUCAAGGUGGCCACUAG
Molecule: messenger RNA, 4572 nt
Organism: Aspergillus puulaauensis
Lineage: Eukaryota; Fungi; Ascomycota; Eurotiomycetes; Eurotiales; Aspergillaceae
Exons: 2
Coding region: 1-4572 (1523 amino acids)
Biological process (GO): fungal-type cell wall (1->3)-alpha-glucan biosynthetic process
Cellular component (GO): fungal-type cell wall
Molecular function (GO): alpha-1,3-glucan synthase activity
Source: RefSeq, a predicted model, not a curated record